Molecule: messenger RNA, 630 nt
Organism: Alnus glutinosa
Lineage: Eukaryota; Viridiplantae; Streptophyta; Magnoliopsida; Fagales; Betulaceae
Product: agamous-like MADS-box protein AGL61
Exons: 1
Coding region: 1-630 (209 amino acids)
Biological process (GO): positive regulation of transcription by RNA polymerase II
Molecular function (GO): DNA-binding transcription factor activity, RNA polymerase II-specific; protein dimerization activity; RNA polymerase II cis-regulatory region sequence-specific DNA binding
Source: RefSeq, a predicted model, not a curated record
AUGGAAGGCAAGAGGACAAAAGGCCGGCAAAAGAUUGAGAUGAAGAGGAUAGAGAACGGAGAUGAUCGCCUUAUUACUUUCUCCAAACGAAGAUCUGGGAUCAACAAAAAGGCUAGCGAGUUGGUAACCCUUUGCGGGGCUGAGGUCGGUGUUGUAGUUUUCUCACCGGCCGGUAAACCCUUCGUGUUUGGUCAUCCUUCUAUUGAGUCAGUGAUUGACCGCCUUUCGGAGAGAAACCAGCAGCCACAAGGUGAUAGUUCCCAUCCCCUUGUGGAGGCUCACCGGCGGGUGAGAAUCAACGAGCUUAACCAGCAGUACAAUGAGCUCGUCCAACAAGUAGAAGCGGAGAAGGCUCGGGGAAAGGCGCUGCAGAGGUUGACGAAGGCGAGGGGAAGCCGGCCGGGGUGGUGGGAGGCUCCGGUUGAGGAGCUUGGCGUGCAAGAGCUUUGCAAAAUGGUGCAGUCACUUGAAGAGCUCCACAAGAGUCUGUAUAACAAAAUCAUGGAGAAGAGAGUUGGAGCCUUUUCUUCUUCUUCUUCCCAGGGUUUCCAUCUGUUUGGGGCUGAUGCCAGUGGGAAUACUUCUUCUGCCUUUCCUCAUGGCUAUGAUCUUGGAAGGGUUCAUUUUUGA